Candidozyma auris is the source of this 1659-nucleotide messenger RNA. RefSeq lists its product as uncharacterized. Lineage: Eukaryota; Fungi; Ascomycota; Pichiomycetes; Serinales; Metschnikowiaceae. The record is from RefSeq and is a predicted model, not a curated record. The coding region runs from base 1 to 1659 and encodes 552 amino acids. The transcript has a single exon.
AUGGUGAAAAAGGCCACAAGGGCUGUUGAAGCCGGAAUCAAAAAACCAAUCCCAGUGACUCUACUUUCGGGCUUUUUGGGUUCAGGUAAAACCACUCUUUUGGAACACAUUCUUACCAAGGAACAUGGUCUUAAGAUCGCCGUUAUCAUCAAUGAUAUGUCCCAAUUAAACAUUGAUGCUGAUUUGGUUCAAAAUCAUCGUGUUUCUCAGAAAGAGGAAAAAUUGGUUCAGCUCCAAAACGGAUGUAUUUGCUGUACUCUUAGAGGUGACCUUUUGGAGGAGUUGGUAUCUCUUGCAAAAGACAGUGCCUUCGAAUACAUCAUCAUCGAAUCGACCGGUAUUUCGGAGCCCAUGCAAGUAGCUGAAACUUUCACCACUGAAUUUACUAAUAUGUAUCUUGAAAACCAGGAAGGUGUCACCCCUGAGGAUGAAAAAAUAUUGAAAGAAAUUCAGGAGUUGGGUGGCCUCGAGAAGGUUGCUCAAUUAGACACCUGUGUCACUGUUAUCGAUGGAAAAAACUUUUAUCACAACUUGGAAACUACUGAAUUUCUUGUGGACCGUUUCGGCUCGACUGGUCAAAACGAGGAAGAGAGAACUAUCUGCGACCUCAUGGUUGACCAAAUUGAGUUUGCUGAUGUCAUCAUUGUUAAUAAAAUGGACUUGGUCAGCAAAAAGCAGAAGAAGAAAAUCUUCAAGACCAUCAAGUCUCUCAAUCCAGUUGCCAAGGUGAUCAGGACCAACUACAGCCGUGUCGAUGUCAAUGACGUUGUUGGUACUGGGUUGUUUGACUUCGAGAAAGCUUCUUCUUCUGCUGGUUGGUUGCAGAGUCUUCACGAAAUGACUAGAAGAGAAGCCUACGGCAACAAAUUGACCCCUAAGCCUGAAACUGAAGAAUACGGUAUCAACAACUUCGUUUACAAGUCCAGAAGGCCAUUCCAUCCAGAGAGACUUUACAAGCUUAUCAGAGACAAGUUCGUUGUGAUUGAACUGUCUGGUCUUGCCGAAGAAGGUCAGGAAGGUCAAGAAGCUGAAAACGAAGAGGAGAGUGAGGAUGAAGCUGACGAGGAUGAAGAUGACGAGGAUGAGGGUGAAGACAUAGACAGUGAAGAUGACGAAGAAGACUACGUUGAUCCCUCCGAAGAACAGAUUAUCAAAAAUAAGAAGAACUCCAAGUUCGGUCCCGUGUUGCGUUCUAAAGGGUUCUUUUGGCUUGCAUCUCGUCACAUCAUUCGUGGUGAAUGGUCUUCCGCUGGUCCCAUGCUCACUAUGCGUGGAGGCAUUCCUUGGUUUGCUGUUGCUGGUAAGGAGUUCUACCCACCAGAAGCUCAGGCUCUCAUUGACAGAGACAUGCAAGGUAAGUACGGUGAUCGCAGAAAUGAGAUCGUAUUUAUCGGUUUGAGUAUAGACAAGGACGCCAUAUCUGCAGAGCUCGACAAGUGUUUGCUUGAUGAUGAGGAGUACAAGGUGUACGAGAAAAUAACCAAAGAAAAGAAUCUUUUCAAAGUUGAAAAGGCUUUGCAGCAGGAGUUCGUUGAUGGCUUCGAGCUGUGGAUUGCAUUUGACGAGCCUGAUGCUGCUGAAGAAGAACCCAAGGUGGCAGCUCCAGAGAUUCACAAUGGUCACGUUCACAAGCCCAAGGCUGUCUCAAGUAAGAGUUAA